Pocillopora damicornis (cauliflower coral) is the source of this 2355-nucleotide messenger RNA. RefSeq lists its product as uncharacterized. Lineage: Eukaryota; Metazoa; Cnidaria; Anthozoa; Scleractinia; Pocilloporidae. The record is from RefSeq and is a predicted model, not a curated record. Gene Ontology annotation, cellular component: membrane. Gene Ontology annotation, molecular function: ligand-gated monoatomic ion channel activity.
AUGGUGUGUAAAAGACCCGGUAGAGACGCGAAAAUAUCUUUGCUCUUGAGAUUGGUGGUUUUACUCAGAGCCGGAGCUCAUGAGUACGUCCAAACUCCAAAAGAAUGUACAGAGGAAAUUUCACUCAAGGGCAAGAACGGAAGCUUUACCAGUCCAGGUGGCUACCAAGGUUACCCUAACAACACUGUGUGCAGAUGGUCUAUUACAGCCACAUACGAUGCCGAAAUUCGAAUUACCUUCCACGACUUUGACUUGGAAUGGAGCAAGACAUGUAUCCUGUAUGAUUACGUCACGGUGUCCGAAAAGUGUCUUUCCUCGAAAACCUGGUCGAGUAACCUAGGAUCUGGGGAUAACGUGGAUGGAUUUUGCGGAAAAAUGACGACAUUCAAUGUUACAGCAAGCUGCGGUAAAGUGUUGAUAGAAUUUAAAUCUGAUGAUUCUAUAACAGGAAAAGGAUUCAACGCUACCUAUGAAGUUAUUCCACAUCCAAAAAAACCUGAAAUUGUAUCAUUUUGUCCAGCUGGAACUAGUACUUGUUCAUCAAGAAAAGUAUUUACAGAAUAUGAAGACGGAAAUAUCCCAUGCCAAGUUGCAGGAUCUGUGGACAUGCAAACCUGGUCUUAUCUCGGUUCUGACCCUGAAAAUCUAAAUGGAUCAUUCGACGGACUUCGUAUGUUCACCGACGAAGAGGGAGGGCUCUUCAUCAAGAACCUUAAGCGAAGUGAUACAGGAUUUUAUAAGUGCUAUGUAGAGAACUCCCUGGGAAAUCACAGUGCAGUGGUGUACUUGCAUGUGAAAGAGAAAUGUAACUGUCCCAAAAAGAUCUUUGCCAAUUGGUACAACAUUCCGCCAUACAUCAAAUAUAAUGGACCAGGACAGAAUCCAACCGGAUUAUUUCCACAUUUCCUCCCACAAUUGUUUUCUCACUGCUGUGGAAACUGUUCCGAAGGUGACGGGCCGUCAGAGAUCAUCUAUGAUGUUAAAUUCCAAGAAAACCUGGUGGCCAUCAAGGAUAUAAGCAACCUUGAGAGCGUUGAUACCAUCACGUUUCCUAUCAGUGGGAACAAGGAUAACCCCUCUUAUAAGAAUGAGUUUAAAUUCUUGCCGCUUAUAAGCUCACCGGGAGUGGCUUUUAUCGUUGUUGAAGAACCACCUGGUACUUCUGCUAAAGCUGUGUUUGACUCGGUCGUGUCGGGGUGGCCUGUGCUUGUACUCACCAUUUUGAUGGCCUUGUUGUCUGGGAUAGUUAUGUGGGCACUGGAUACUAGGUACAAUCCUGAAGAAUUUCCGAGGUCGUUUAUCAAGGGGAGCGGAGAAGGUUUCUGGUGGGCUUUUGUCACAAUGACAACUGUGGGUUAUGGUGAUCGAUCUCCCCGGGGAUUUCUUGCUCGUAUAUUUGCGAUAGUCUGGGUUCUAGUUGGCCUCGUGAUCACAUCCAUUUUCACCGGUGUAGUGACCACCUCUCUAACAGCCAUCACACUGAGUACUGAUGUCAAACUUUAUGGUGCUAAGGUUGCAGCAGUGGCCAAUUCUACCGAGUACAAGCUGGGUUUGAGCAAAAAUGCAAUUUUGAAAGAAUUUAAUGACCUAGAAUCGAUCGUUGAACCUCUGAAGAAUCGCGAGGACAAUUUGAAGGGCGUACUUGUAGACACUUACGUGGCUGGGGAAAUGUCAGAGUUUUCAAGCGAUGAGCUUCGAGUCAACAAAAUCAUCGACCAUAAUUCUUAUUAUGGCGUCGUAUUUGGAAAAGGAGAGUUGACAAAAAUUCCAAUUCAGGAAUGCUUCACUGAUUAUGUGUUGUCCCAUCAGGCGGAGAUCUUCGAGAUUGUGAAGAAGGGUACUAAACCUAUGAGUGAGCCCGACGGGAACGCAGCUUUAGAACGUUCGUCUGGCUUGUUUGAUGCUACUACUCCUCUGUUUCAACGUUCCAUGUACACGUGCGUUGGUCUGUUGCUGUUUUUCGCGACCUGUGGUAUUAUCUGGGAUUACGGUUACAUGAGGUAUUGGAAGAAGAAAGCUGAAAAGGAGGAACUUGAGCUGCUUGGUAUUCCUGCCUAUGAAAUGGCGAAAAAGAACCUGGAUAUGCUAGAUGCCUUGAUGGAGGAAGUGCAAGACUUCUACGACAACUGGGAGAAGAGAAUGGACGAGAUUGUGGAUAAACAUGAGAUGCAGCUAAGGCUACAAGCAAAAAUGAAGAACUUGGAGGAAAAAGCGACUGAAAAAUCCUCUUACGAAAAUGAACUUUACAUGAAUAGAUGAGUUGUUUCACUGUCUCAUUCCUCCAUUAUCACUGUUUCCAUGUUUUUGCAUUGUUCCACUUUACUUCACACACGUAGCUGAGCAAUCAUGCUAAAA